Phascolarctos cinereus (koala) is the source of this 2559-nucleotide messenger RNA. The record is from RefSeq and is a predicted model, not a curated record. NCBI's taxonomy places the organism in Eukaryota, Metazoa, Chordata, Mammalia, Diprotodontia, Phascolarctidae.
UAAUUCAGCAGUGAGAUGACGGGUGCCAUUUUGAUAUUUAUGGGAAUUGCUGUUCUCGCUAUGAAGGCAUCUGUUAUUGAAAUGUUCCUUGUAUUGUUGCUGAUUGGAACCUCUGGAACUAAAGAAGUCACAAAAAAGAGUAAAAAGCCAAAAUUCUCUGUGCCUCAGAUCAACUGUGAUGUCAAGGCUGGGAAGAUAAUUAAUCCUGAGUUUAUUGCGAAAUGUCCAGCUGGAUGUCAAGACCCCAAAUACCAUGUUUAUGGCACUGACAUUUACGCAUCAUAUUCCAGUGUCUGUGGCGCUGCUGUUCACAGUUGGUAUGGUGAUAAUUCAGGAGGAAAAAUCCUCGUUCGAAAAGUUGCUGGACAAUCUGGAUACAAAGGAAGUUACUCCAAUGGAAUUCGGUCAUUGUCCUUGCCCCGGUGGAGAGAAUCUUUCAUAAUCUCAGAAGGUAAACAAAAAAGAGGAGUGACCUACCCAUCAACUCUUGAAUAUUCAUCUCCUAAAAGCUCGGUUGCUAAAGCAGAUGAGACCACAAAGCCAUAUCAGAAGCCUACAGUACUUCUCUCAACCACCCCACUGCCAACCACCACAAUCCGAGUACCUGCCACCACCCCAGCUGAGCCCCUGAGCACCACUGCAAAGCCAUGGAUUCCUCUAGACACCACCACCACCACCUCCUCCACCUCCACCAUCACUGCCAGACUGCAGCCUGCAGGCCACAGGAUCAGAGAUACCGGAUUCAGGUCCACUGCAGCCUAUACAGGCAACCCCAGUGUCACUUGGGCCCACACAGCUGGAGAGACAGGCUCGUGGAAACCUGGAAUGGUCCUUUUGGAUGCAGGAUCAAGGCCAAAUGAAGAAUUUAAGACAAGACCUUCGGAGCCAGCAUCCAAGGGAGAUCCAAACUGCAAAGUUGAUUUGUCCUUUUUAAUUGAUGGGAGCUGGAGCAUCGGCAAACGGCGUUUUCGAAUCCAGAAGCAGUUCUUAAAGGACGUUAGCCAAGCUCUUGACAUUGGCCCAGCUGGUCCACUCCUGGGUAUUGUACAAUAUGGAGACAACCCUUCCAUGGAAUUUAACCUCAAGACUCAUUCGGAUUCCAGGGAUCUGAAGGCAGCCAUAGAGAAAAUUUCCCAGAAAGGCGGGCUUUCCAAUGUGGGGCGGGCACUUUCUUUUGUUACCAAAAACUUCUUUUCCAAUGCCAAUGGAAACAGAGGGGGAGCCCCCAAUGUGGCCAUAGUGAUGGUGGAUGGUUGGCCCACAGACAAGGUGGAGGAGGCCUCAAGACUCGCCAGAGAAUCCGGAAUCAACAUUUUUUUCAUCACCAUUGAAGGUGCUGUUGAAAAUGAGAAGCAGAAUGUGAUAGAACCCAACUUCGUGAACAAGGCUGUCUGCAGACAAAAUGGUUUCUAUUCCCUCAAUGUGCUGAGCUGGUUCAGCCUCCACAAGAUUGUGCAGCCCCUGGUGAAACGGGUCUGUGACACCAACCGCCUAGCCUGCAGCAAGACCUGCUUAAACUCAGCAGAUAUUGGCUUCGUUAUUGACGGCUCCAGCAGCGUAGGGACAGGCAACUUCCGCACCCUCCUCCAGUUUGUUGCCAACCUGAGCAAAGAGUUUGAGAUUUCAGACACAGAUACACGCAUCGGGGCUGUGCAGUACACCUACGAGCAGCGGUUGGAGUUUGGGUUUAACAAGUACAGCACCAAGCUAGAUGUCCUGAAUGCCAUCAAGAGGGUCAAUUACUGGAGUGGCGGGACCAGCACUGGGGCUGCAAUCCACUAUGCCUUGGAACACCUCUUCAAAAACUCCAAGCCCAAUAAAAGAAAAUUAAUGAUCCUCAUCACAGACGGCAGGUCUUAUGAUGACGUACGAGUACCGGCCAUGGCUGCUCAUCAGAAUGGUGUGAUCACCUAUUCUAUAGGAAUCGCUUGGGCAGCUCAAGAUGAACUGGAAGUGAUUGCCACUCACCCUACCAAGGACCACUCCUUCUUUGUAGAUGAGUUUGAUGACCUCUACAGGUCUGUCCCCAAGAUAAUCCAGAACAUUUGUACAGAGUUCAACUCUCAGCCACGGAAUUGAGUUAAAAGCACCUCUGAAAGGGUGGCUUCCCCAACUAUCUCAAACAAGAGCAACUGAAAUGUUUUUCAGAGGGUCCCUGAGUAGAGAUCCAAAGGGUAUAAGUCCUAGGAUUCUCCAGAUACCUUUCACCCUUAGGAAAGGCUAACUUAUAGGCUGUGUGGAGGAUCAUGCCUUCCUCCUGUGCUUUCUUUUUCUUUUCUUUUGAUGGUCUCAAAACUUGGUGUUAAGUAGGGAGAGGGCCAACAUUUUUAGAAUGAACCAGAUUGAUAAAUCCAUGUAUUUGGAAACUCACAGUUUUAAGCUUGCCACCAGAAGAAAUGUUCAUAUUAGAAUAGUGAUUCCACGACGGGUGAGGCUGGGCCUUUGGGUAGGUGAAUACUUCCUUUUGCAAAUAUCUCUUAUUUUAAUUGUUAUGUUGAUCCUCAGUCUAUGUCAUGAUCAUAUAGGAGUUGUUUUAUUAAAUGCUUAAAAGGCUAAUAU